Molecule: messenger RNA, 2030 nt
Organism: Drosophila mojavensis
Lineage: Eukaryota; Metazoa; Arthropoda; Insecta; Diptera; Drosophilidae
Exons: 2
Coding region: 773-1171 (132 amino acids)
Molecular function (GO): protein binding
Source: RefSeq, a predicted model, not a curated record
ACUUCAGCAAACCUGAAACUGACUAAUAAUCUGACAUCAAAACAACUAACUCACCGUCAGCAUAAUAUAUAAAUAUGUACUCGCAGCUGGGCCGAAAGACAAGUCUGUCGCGGCGUUGCGUAGAAGCAAGACCAAACUAUAUUAUGUAUAAUGAAAUAUAUUAAGUGAAAUAUUAGUGAGUGCUCCCCAUAGAGAGACAAUGAGAACCCGGCGAAAGUCAACCCAGUUCAGAUCAAUGCGAUAUCCCAUUGCUUCCGGUAAGUUUCAAGUAGAACAUCUCAGAAGAUGGACUGGGAUAAACGCGAGCCGAAACUCGAGAUGUUUACAGUGAGAACUAUAAAAGAACCCAAAACCAUGUCAACCGCUUAGCUGAGCAUUAAAACUAAACAAAUCAACUUAAUGUACAGUGUCUAAUUAUUUCUGCGUAAUUAAAGCAGUUAGAAUUAAUUAUAAACAAGAGCUAGGGCGGCGAGCUUUAUGACUCUUUACGGUCGCAACUAUAAAAGCGUCAAGCUUCGGUGAGAAGAGCCUCAGUUUCUUCUCAGACAUCAGUUUUAGCAUUUUAAUUCAAGUUCAGCUUGGAAUAUGCCAGUCAACUUUGUUGUGUUGUACAACUGUCUGGUACGAGGCCUGAUUGUGCCGCCCAUGGGAUAUUCUUACGAACCGGGAUUUAGUCAAGGCGCGGAGCUAGCUGCAGUAGAAAAUCCAUCAUCUAUUCAACUGUUUUCCUGUCUGUAUGGCGUUCGUGAAUUACCUGGCGCAUUAAACGUCGAUGCAGAUCGCCGAGUUUCUUUUCUCACCCUGGAUGACCCUCAUGAAAACUUGCUCGAAGUCAAUAAUCAACUGGGCGCCGUAUAUCCGAACAGUUUGGAAGUACCCAACUCUUCGACGGAUGCCGAACUUCUCUCGGUAUAUCAGUACAGCACCCCAGCAACACCUACUCAGCCUCCUCCAAACCGCCAUAAAAGGGGAAAAACGCAACUGCCACAUUAUUAAAUGCCCCAAGUUUUCGGAAUCCGUAUACGGCAGCGACGGCGGCACCUGCUACGAGUUCCCCAAUCAGUGCUUCAUGGCCGUUGCCAGCUGCAAGCGCCACAAUAAUCGACUGCCUCGUCUCAAGGAAGUUACUAAGAAGCACUGCGAAAAACAUCUGAAACGAGUUGUUAUCUAAGACGAAGAUUUUUAAGGUGGUUAAGUCUAAUUUAUAUUCUAAACUAUAAUUUGUAACCACUAGUUAAAUAGAUUUAUUUCAGAGUAGUUCAUGGAAAAAUCGAAGUACAUUAGCAAAAAUUCUUAAAGUUUGAUUGUCAGUCAUAAGCAUGAACAUGGUCAUCUCUCUUUAUAAGUUCCUAAAAACUAGAAAUAUUAAACAAUUGUUUUCUAAUAAGUUUAACGCUCCUAGGUCAGACCCUUCAUAUUAUACUUAUAGAAACAUAUCCAAGAGCUAUGAGCUCUUCUUCUUGAAAGCAAAUUGUGUAAUCAGAACAAAUGAGUAACUUCGGUAAGAAUAUUAUCCAAAAGAGAGAUCGAAUCGUAGAAUUAGAAAUUAAUUACAUAGAUAAUUAAUUGUUUUGGAAAACAUAAUGGAGACUAGGUCUUCAAGAAUUAGAACAAUUCUCUUAAGAGCACAACAAAUUGAAAGCUUUAUCUUAAGAGUUCAGCAAAUUGAAAGCUUUCAAUGACAAUAUAACACGAUAUUUUAAUUUGUUAAUAUAUAUAAUAAUGUUUAUUGAGGCCAUACAAGGCACUCCAGUAAACCCUUUGUGAGCUUACUGUCUACUUAUUCUGCCCAUUUGGGCGCGCCAACAUGAUUUUUAAUUUAAAGCAAACACAACACCCUCUCUAAACCCUCCCGUAAGCUCGCUAUCUAUCAAAGUUUCCAUAUGAAAAUAUAAAUUGAAUAGAAUUAAUGAAUCUAUUGGCCUGAAUGAAAAAUAUUGCAUUUACUAGAACUAACAGUUUGUGUUCAGUUCAAUAUAAACUUUCUAAAUUUUAAUAUCAUAUGAAAAUUAAAUUUAAUUACGCACACA